Messenger RNA from Lathyrus sativus (Indian pea), 210 nucleotides. The record is from the annotation of a GenBank genome assembly. Lineage: Eukaryota; Viridiplantae; Streptophyta; Magnoliopsida; Fabales; Fabaceae.
AUGAUGCCACAUGUUUUAGCAACGGUGGUGGAUGGUGUUAGUCACUUCGUCAAAACGCUUUGGGGUCUUCAAGAAAGGCGAUGCUCUUACACUUUCGAUGCUGUUACAUCUGCUGCGGUUUCCGUCACCAUGACGUUUGUGCUAUGCUUCUUCUCUGUUCAUAAUCGUAUACAGAGACGAGGUGGUAGUGUAUUUUUCUCCUCUUUCUGA